Mycena indigotica is the source of this 1617-nucleotide messenger RNA. RefSeq lists its product as uncharacterized. The record is from RefSeq and is a predicted model, not a curated record. NCBI's taxonomy places the organism in Eukaryota, Fungi, Basidiomycota, Agaricomycetes, Agaricales, Mycenaceae. The transcript is spliced from 12 exons. The coding region runs from base 100 to 1617 and encodes 505 amino acids.
GAAUUUAUUGGUUGCAAAUUGGUUACGAGUGAUCUGAUCAGUUUGCCUUUGAUACGCGAACCACUCUGGCUUCAGGUUGACCACCACCACGCUGGCCCCAUGGGCCACUUACGCUCUUUCAUCGACAUACUCUCUCUUUCAUUCUUGCUGCCGCUACUCCUUGCUGUUGUGCCAUCUGUGAAUGGUGCACUCACCAACUCCACCAUUGACGACACAAGUUCCCAAUUCACAUUCACCGGCUCUUGGACUGCAACCUCGGCUUCAAACCCUUGUAACUUCUGCGCCUCGAAACCAGACGCCAGCCAGACCUUCCAACAAUCAUGGCAUGAUGGAAAUUACAGGGACGGUGCAAGCCAGCGGACGGGAGGCAGUUUCACGUUCACCGGCUCUGCGGUCUAUAUCUACGGCAUUGAUCAGGUCAAAACUCAGCCAAAUAUCGUCUUCACCCUGGGCAAUCAGCGGUCUACCCACCAUUACACCGGAUCCCAGUCAUUUGCCUACAAUGCACUAUUCUUUUCGGCAACGGGGCUUGACCCAAGCUCAACCCACACCGUAACAUGGGACUUUGAGAUCAAUCCCAGCACUGGCGUUGGCGUUCAGGCCGCUUUGUUUGACUAUGCAAUUGUAACAAGUGGGUCCGUCGACGUCAUUCCCAAACCUCCGACCUCAGAAGUCAACACAUCCGUAAAUCCAUCCAAGUCUCAAUCGUCUCACAACACUCCAUCUUCGGACAGCAAAACCUCAUCCGGUUUAUUGUCAUCUUCCCCCUCAGCUUUAGCCAUCAAAUCCACGAAUCCCUCUGAUACCAAAUCUCUUUUGACCGCGCCAAGCGCUUCCUCAGUCUCAGAUACCAAUUCAAACGCACUGAACACAUCAGCGCCAGAACCGCAAUCCGCUGCUUCAUCUAAUCGUAGCAAUGUCGGGACCAUUAUUGGAGCCAUCAUUGCCGUCUUGGUCUGCAUCGUGCUCGCUAUCCUUUUCCUUCUCUUGUGCCGUCGCCGAAGACAACGAAUGCGUGCGCAAGUCGAUGCGGAACGAGCUGCGGCUGGACUUCCUCCACUGGCACUGCCUGAACCUAAUAUGCGUCGCAUUCGUGCUGGAAAUUACACGUUGCAACCGUUCGUAGACGACCGACCAUCAGCAGGCAGCGCGUUCGCCGCCACUCCAACACUCACAUCAACUGCUCAAAUGAGCAGUAUUCACACCAAUGUCCUGCAAGGAGACCUCCGACCCCUUCGUGCUGGAACGUCCACGACUGCGUCUUCUUCGGGACAUGACCUCCCUCCUGCGUUUGCCGACCCUGCAAACGCGUCAACUCAAUACCCUCCCGAGAAGCUAGCGAUGGAAGGAUAUACUGGACGUGCUGAGGCCAACGCAAGCGUUACCCGACAGCCAUCUCAGAUGGCACAGUCCGAUUACUUUUCUUCGGAUAAGCACCGACCCACAACUGCUUUCGAAAUAGACGGUGGCGAUCGAAGUACAAUACUGUCCCUGACCUCGCCGUCAACCUACACCUCUGCUCGGGAGCGUUACCUUGAGGAGCGGUUAGCGACCUUAGAAGCUCAUGUCGCCAAUUACCUACCGCCACCCUAUGAACAUGCCGAGACCAGGCAAUAA